AUGGAGCUGCAGCACCCUUCCGACCUCAGCGCGUACGAGCUCGAGCGGCUCGACAACAUCAAGCGCAACGCGGCCGUGCUUGCCUCGCUUGGCCUGGCCGACGGGAGUGGGCUCGGGAGCUCUCCAAGCGCUCGGCCGAUCAAGCGGCGCAAGCCAGCUCAGGUGAGGCCUCUGGCGGCGCCCGAGCGGCGCAGCUCGCGGCUCGUCGACGGCGCCAAGGCCCCAGACUUUUACAUCGCAAACGAGACGGCGAACGGCAGAGUCACGGUUGGCGGGGACGCGAGGGCGCUCCAGCAGGCCACGCAAACCGCCACCGCCGCCGCUGGCGCAGAUUCGAUGGACCCGCUCACCCUGUUUGGGCUCGGCGCGAUGCCCGAGGGGGAGGACGACCUGCUGGAGAGCGAGCGCGCCGCCUUCGCGAGCCUGCGCGACGCAAAGCGGGCCAAGGCGAGCGAGCUCGGCAUCGAGGGCUACAAGAUCGCACAGCACCGCUCGCUGGCCGAGGUGGUGCGGCGGUGCCCGACGGAGGUCGAGGCACUCCGCGCUUGCUGGGGCUUUGGCGGCUCGGGCGUCCGCGUCGACAAGUACGGCGCGAUGUUUCUGGAGGCGCUGAUGCCACACAUGCCCUCGAGCGCGAGCGAGCUGCUUCCGGGCGAGGCUGCCGCGCUCAUCGCCGCGACGCACGCCAGGGCGGAGGAGCUCGGCGAAGGCUACGUCUGGAGCAUCGCACCGGCGCGGUCCGUGUGCGAGAUGGUGCGGCGCGCGCCAGCGAGCAUGGAGGAGCUGCGGUCCGUGUGGGGGUUUGGCGGAAAGGGGUUGCGCGCACAGCGGCAUGGCGCGCCGCUCCUCGUGGGACGGCUUGCCCGGCGUGACACGGUUGGCUGA
Molecule: messenger RNA, 885 nt
Organism: Emiliania huxleyi CCMP1516
Lineage: Eukaryota; Haptophyta; Isochrysidales; Noelaerhabdaceae
Exons: 3
Coding region: 1-885 (294 amino acids)
Molecular function (GO): nucleic acid binding; nucleotide binding
Source: RefSeq, a predicted model, not a curated record